This is a messenger RNA of Hermetia illucens (black soldier fly), 1822 nucleotides long. Its product is annotated as digestive cysteine proteinase 2-like. Gene Ontology annotation, cellular component: lysosome. The transcript is spliced from 4 exons. The coding region runs from base 133 to 1758 and encodes 541 amino acids. Gene Ontology annotation, molecular function: cysteine-type endopeptidase activity. Lineage: Eukaryota; Metazoa; Arthropoda; Insecta; Diptera; Stratiomyidae. Gene Ontology annotation, biological process: immune response. The record is from RefSeq and is a predicted model, not a curated record.
CAGAAGGAUACUUAUGCAUAUAUAAGACCGACCUAAGAGUAGCUUCAUCAGUAUCCAUAGCUCACGGAACUCGAGCUUCAGAUUCAACCGUGUAGGGUAGUUUUUAAGGGUGCCAUCUUUAAAUCACUCAAAAUGGAACUGAAGUGCGUUACCGUCAUUUUCUGCAUAUUGGGUGCUACUGCUAUUGCUCUUGCAUCAGUAGAAGAACCUCCGAAAUGGCCCCCAGUUUAUAUAGUUGAAGGCAGUCUCCAUGUUCCCACCAGUGAUAUUGAAGAACCUUUUAAAGCGUGGUAUGACUCCAUUGCUGGUCGCUCCCGCAUCGAUUACUACGGAGGAACAGUGAAAACUUAUCAAGUACCUGGUCAGCCUCAUGGAGAGAUCGUACAUAUUGAAGUGAUGCCAGUGAGUAAUGGAACAGUGAACAUUAUGCAUCAGUUCUACGUAGAAGACCCAGGAACUCUUGACAUUCAACCAGCUCUACCAGAAACAAAAAAUAUGGAAUUUGCUGGUAGUGAAACCUUCAUGUCAGUCGAAUGUGAUCGAUACACGAUGAAAAUAAAGGCGGGGAAUAAACUGGAGAUUAACACAUUGUGGGUGCAGUACAUUAAUCCUGCAAAUCAAUCAACCUUACGUGUUCCAGUCCCUAAACGGUUUGAUAGGAAAGUCUAUACGGACUAUAAUGUUUUUGAACAUUUUUACAUCGAUUAUUACUACCUUGAUCCAGGUCAUAUUCCAGCGGAUGUUUUUGAAAUCAGUAUAGAAAAAGAUGGACAAAUUCUCAAUUCAGGACUCGACUUCGGUAUCAAUCCCAUGGGGAACUACAUUCAAUAUGAUAGGGAUCAUCUGAGCCGGAGAUUUCAACAGUUCCUGUUUGAAUACAAUAAAAGUUAUACAACUGCAACGGAAGCUGAAUACCGCAGAGAUAUCUUUUACCAGAACCUCCUCUACAUCCAAUCGAAAAACCGGGCCAACCUAGGGUACACUUUGGCAGUAAAUCGUUUCGCUGACUUAACACAGGACGAAAUGAAGGCUUUCCAAGGUCGUCGGCCUUCGACCAGGCCCAAUAGUGGAAAGCCAUUUCCCUACCAAAGAAACGAGGUGGAAGGUAAUUUCCCGGAACAGUUGGAUUGGAGAAUAAGCGGAGCUGUAACCCCAAUAAAAGAUCAAUCGAUGUGUGGGUCUUGUUGGGCAUUUGGGACUGUAGGUGCAGUGGAAGGAGCCUACUUCAUGAAGACAAACAAGUCGCUUCGGCUGUCGGAGCAAGCUGUAAUGGACUGUUCUUGGGCCUAUGGACCGCGUGGAUGUUUCGGUGGCUCUGAAGUGGAUGCUCUCUCCUGGAUAAAAGCGGUUGGUGGAAUUCCGUCGGACGAGGAGUAUGGACCCUAUCUAGCUAUGGCUGGAUACUGUCACCUAUCAAAUAUGACUUUGAGGGUUCCUAUUGCUGAUUAUUAUAUCGUUCCUCGCAACGACCCAGAUGCACUUAAAUUCGCUCUAUUCAAACAUGGACCAGUGGUAGUUGGUAUCGAAAGCGCAAAGAUGGAUUUCUCGUUCUAUAAAAGUGGGGUCUAUUCAAGUGGCUGUUCAAAUAUGAUAAAUCAUAAUGUUCUUGCCGUGGGUUAUGGGGUCUUAAAUGGAAAACCAUACUGGUUGGUGAAAAAUUCAUGGGGAAUAGACUGGGGAAAUGGGGGCUAUAUAUUAAUGUCCGCAGAAGGGAAUACAUGUUGUAUUCUACGGCAACCAGUUUAUGUUACUAUGUGAUGAAAUAGUAAAGGAAUCAUUGUGAUUAGCAGCGAAUUAAAUAAAAUCAAAAUUUUAAAAGGAA